This is a messenger RNA of Fundulus heteroclitus (mummichog), 3725 nucleotides long. It is a transcript of the gene egf, whose product is annotated as epidermal growth factor. NCBI's taxonomy places the organism in Eukaryota, Metazoa, Chordata, Actinopteri, Cyprinodontiformes, Fundulidae. The transcript is spliced from 23 exons. The coding region runs from base 251 to 3619 and encodes 1122 amino acids. The record is from RefSeq and is a predicted model, not a curated record. Gene Ontology annotation, molecular function: calcium ion binding.
AGAGUGCUGCUGUCCUGACUGGGAGGCCCACCGUCUUCUCAGACCCCCCCCCCCACCACCACCACCACCAGCAUGACUUCUGCUGGUAUGUAAAGCUCCGGCCGUCUCUCCUGGGUUCAGCCUCGGACAAGGAUGCCAAGAAGACAGAAGAAAACUUUGCUCAAGUUUUGGGAAUUCUUGUGCGCCAGCGAGGAAAGCGGGAAUGCCUGAAACGAAGUGAGGAGGCGCAGCCGGGCCAGAGCGCGGGAUUAUGCUGGCAGCAGUGAUUAAAGCAGCGCUGCUCUGUGUUUUGGUGCAAAGCGCUGGAGGCUUGGCUCUCGGUGCGACAUGUUGGGAUGGACGGCUUCCAGGAGCAGAAAGUAACAGCAGCUGCACAGUCUUACAGCCUUUCCUCAUGUUUUGCCACGGUAAAUCUGUCCAUCGGAUGGGCCUGGAUGGCCGGCACCACCGGAGGCUCGCUGCUGGUUUGGGAAGCUCCAUCUUCCUCGACUUCCAUGUCAGAGAGCGGCAGCUUUACUGGGCUGACAGGCGUACAGGCGUCAUCUACAAAGCAUCCGUCCAGGGAGCACGCAGACAGAAACUGUCUUCUACUGACAAACACGUCUCCGGCCUGGCGGUGGACUGGGUUGGGAACAGCGUCUACUGGACAAGCAGCAGAAAGGGCGAAAUAAAGAACGUCGACACAAACGGAGAAACUGAGAGGACAAUUUUAAGACACUUGUCACAACCAAGGUUAAUAAAUGUUGAUCCCGCUCACAGGUUUCUUUUUUGGCUGUGUGGUGGGAGAACGUCAGGAAUCCAGCGCUCUGAUCUCACUGGACAAAGCAAAGUGACUGUUGUUGAGCUGGAAGAGCAGCUUGGAGCGCUGACCAUUGACCGACGAGACAAAAGGCUCUUCUGGGUCCAGUUUGGGCUCCGGGGAGAGAGUGCCAUCGGUUCCUGCGACUACCGAGGGAAUUCCCUGCACAUCCUGGACCUGCCCCUUCAGACUCAGUCACUUGGGAUGUCUGUUUUCCUGGAGAACAUUUAUUACACUGAUGCUGCCACCCGCACCAUUAAAAAAAUUAACAAAUACACGGGAGGGGAGCCGGUGGAUGUAAAUCCUAAAGCCAUGGUCAAAGCGCCGGUGGAUGUAAAGGUGGUGCACCCCCUCAUCCAGCCAACGGCGGAUGCUUCAGCAUCAUUUCCAGGCUGCAACGACCAGGCUGGGAGCUGUCUGAACGUGUGUUCCCGUCUAGAGGACCAAGGGGUUUGCCGAUGUGCCGAAGGCUUUGCUCUCAGUAGGCAUGGCACUCAUUGUGAAGAUGUGAAUGAAUGUGCCCACUGGAACCAUGGCUGCUCCCUUGGCUGUGAAAACGUCCCAGGCUCCUAUUUCUGCACCUGCCCCAAAGGUUACACCCUCCUGCCAGAUAGGAAGACGUGCCAAGAAAUAACGGCGUGCGAGGGCAACGCGACAAAGUGUGGCCAUGGAUGUGUAGCAACAGAAAACGGGGCCAUGUGUGUUUGUCCUGAGGGAUCCGUCCUACGGGAGGAUGGACACGCUUGCUCUGGUUGCUCCUCAGCAGACCGAGGUGGCUGCAGUCAGCUCUGUGCCCCAGUCACCCCGACCCGCUGGCGCUGCGCAUGUCUUCCUGGUUACAGGCUCCACCAGGAUGGCAAACGCUGCAGUGCAACUGGACCUCCUGCCUUUCUGAUUGUAGCCAAUCUCAUGGAUGUGAGAAGAAUGGACCCUGAUGGCACUGAGGAACAGACCCUGGUGAAGGAACCCAGAGGAACAAUCUUAGCUGUGGAUUAUGACCCUGUCCACCACCAUGUCUACUUCGCCAGCACAAGCCAGAAGACAAUUGAGCGAGUUGAUGUGACGUCUGGAUCGAGGCGCCUUCUUAUCUCUGAUGGUUUAGAGUCUCCUGAAGGCCUGGCAAUUGACUGGGUCCACCGCAGGAUGUACUGGACCGAUAAAAGCAAGCCAGCUGUUGACAGCAGCAGUCUGGACGGACUGGACAGGAAAACUGUUGUGAAAGAAGGGCUGCAAAAACCAAGAGGAAUUGCUGUUCAUCCUCAAGAAAAGAGGAAGUUAUUCUGGACUGACACAGGUGCUCAGCCUGCGGUGGAAAGUGCCACUCUGGAGGGAAGCGGCCGCGCCGUCCUGGCGAGCGGCGGCCUCGUGUCCCCCACCGGCCUGACCAUCGAUUUCACCGACAACCGGCUGUUCUGGUGCGACCAGACGACGGGCCUGAUAGAAACGGCUGCUCUGGAUGGUUCCGAUCGCCGGAUCCUGGUAGAGAACCAAGUAGGACGUCCUUUUGACCUCGCCGUAUUCGAGGACAGGCUGUGGAUCUCUGAGUGGGAGCACCAGCAGAUAAGGAGCGUGCACAAGCGGACCGGGAGGAAGCUGCAGGGGAUCCACGGCAGCUUGGUUCAGCCGGCAGCCGUCGUGGUGGUGCAUCCCCUCGCUAAACCAGGGACAGAUGCCUGUCUUCACCUGAACGGAGGCUGUGCCCAGGAGUGUGAAAGCAGCCUGGGGUUUUCCCGCUGCUCCUGUUUGCCUGGCUUCAUCCUGGCAGCUGAUGGGAGAAGCUGCUUGUCCGUCAGCGCCGCCGAUGCAUCCUCAGACUCUGGAGAGAGUAAAACCUCUGAUUCAUCAUCGGUGAAAAACCAAACAUUAAAUGAGGAGAGCACACCACCAACAGGAGCUAACAGGAAGGCUGACUUCCACUCAGACGGAGACUCUGAAGCAGCUCUGUUCACAGAGAAGAUGAUUGCAGACCAGAACGACUGCUACUCGCUCCACUGUGCUGCCAACGCCAAGUGUCUGCUGGAUGCGGGAAAGCCCAGCUGUUUGUGUGGAGAAGGUUUUACAGGAGACGGACAGACAUGUGUGGCAUUGGAGACCCCUUCACCGAAGGCCACAUCUGAAUCCCCCGUGGAUGCGACCACCCGCCACCACAACAGCAUCUCAGCACAGAAGUGCCCCCCCAGCUAUGAUGCCUACUGUCUGUAUCAAGGCGUCUGCGUCUACUUCCCUCAGAUGGACACCUAUGCCUGCAAUUGUGUACGCGGCUACAUGGGGGAGAGAUGUCAGUUCAGUGACCUGGAAUGGUUGGAGCUUCAGCAGGCCGAGAAGCAGAAGGAGAGGAACCUGGCCAUCGCAGGCUGCACGGUGGUGCUCAUUAUCGCCAUCACAGCCUGUGUCGCCUACUGCUUCCGAACUGGGAGGCUCUUCAUCAAGCAGUCCUCAGAGGACAGCGUGAGUGAGAUCAGCGUGAGCGAUGAGAGCAUGUCUGAGACCACCACCACCACCGUUCCUCGGAACCACCUUGGUUGUGUGUUCAGAACCACUGACCUGUCAGAAGAUCCAGACAAGUUCUACAUGGUGACAGAACAUUAUGUGGACAAUGAGGCCAUCCAACCACAUCCAGGUAGAGCUGUCUCCCUAUCAAGCACUGCAGAAACAGAAGACUACGAGAGUACGAUGCUUUCAGCUGCCACCGCAGACACCAGCCAGCCUACUGCCCAUCACUCAAGACCCUCGCUAUCAAGCUCAAAUCCUGAGAAUCUGCCGUCUGUCAAAGCAGGAACACGUCCCAGUACGCCCAGCCCGGAGUCAGGUCCUUCCUAGCUCAACAGACACUGGGACUCCGCUGCACAUCGUUAUAGACAUGCAUCUAUAAAGCUUUUGAUUAAAUGCUACUGAUAAAACAUCAAAUUAAACAUGUGAAGUACCA